AUGUCAUCUGAUACCAUUAAGGAAAAUUUAUCUGUUGUUGAUUCAUCGGUGACUGAUUGGAGGAAUGACUUGGGGAACUUGGAGGGUCCAGAGGACCAAAGCCAUAGAGCCAAUGUGGAUGGCUGUCCAAUGGGAGCAGAAGAGCCUGGGAUCUUUAGUGAACAGCAUCAAACUUCUAGUGAUGAAAACAAGGGUAAGCCAUCCAAUACAAGAUAUUUCAUUAUCAAGAGUUUGAAUCAUCAAAACAUUGAGUUGUCAGUUAAGAAGGGGAUCUGGGCUACUCAAGUCAUGAAUGAGCCUAUUCUUGAAGAAGCUUUUCGUAAUUGUGGCAAAGUUAUUCUGAUUUUUAGUGUCAACAUGAGCGGAUUCUUUCAAGGUUAUGCUCAAAUGAUGUCUUCCAUUGGUUGGCGGAGAGAUAAUGUUUGGAGUCAAGGAGGUGGUGGAAAUAAUCCUUGGGGGCGCACUUUCAAAGUUAAAUGGCUGAGGUUAUAUGAUUUGCCUUUCCAAAAGACUCUUCAUCUGAAAAAUCCAUUAAAUGAUUACAAACCAGUCAAAAUUAGUAGAGAUUGCCAGGAGUUACCCCAGGAUAUCGGCCAAGCACUUUGUGAACUUCUUGAUGGGAAGAAUGAUAUAGAACUCAGUUUAAACAGAUUGUGCAGGGAAUUGUCCACAGAUGAUACUUUCUCAAGAAGGUCUCACUUGGAGCCUUCUAGAUCAUUACAAGUUGAAAACUAUGUUCCUUCUAUGCGUAUGGGACCUGUGAUGUACCCAUCAUUACUUUACCAUCACCAAGCUGAUGCAAGUAGAUUCUAUGGAGGUCAUCAGAUGUCAAGGGGUGGGAACCCCGGUAAUUUUUGCGGGGAUGUUGAUACAUCUGCUCCCUUUAACGUUCGGGGCCAGUCAGCAGAAAGAAGUCCCUUUGGCAGUAGCCUGACUGAAGAUGAUUUCCUGGAUAUGACAUAUGAAGAGUACCUCGAAGCUCAUAGCAGAGGCAGUAAGAAACUCUAUGAAUCUUGCGCUUUGCCCACCAGCAGCAUUAAAAAACCAGCAGUUACCAGAAUGUCUUCUGAAAAUAAACAGUCAAGCAGCAGUUCGAAGAAAAGGCCUCGUCAAAGAUCCCCUCGAUGA
Molecule: messenger RNA, 1128 nt
Organism: Oldenlandia corymbosa var. corymbosa
Lineage: Eukaryota; Viridiplantae; Streptophyta; Magnoliopsida; Gentianales; Rubiaceae
Source: the annotation of a GenBank genome assembly